Messenger RNA from Lactuca virosa, 542 nucleotides. Lineage: Eukaryota; Viridiplantae; Streptophyta; Magnoliopsida; Asterales; Asteraceae. The record is from the annotation of a GenBank genome assembly.
AUGCUUGGACAUUUGGGCCAAUUGAUCCCAACAGUCGCACUGUUGUUCUACUCGAGGACGUGGCAUAUUGAUACAAGUCGCACAAAGGUUCCAAAAGCUAUAGAAAGAAGGUUCCAGAGGCAAUCUUGGGUAUUCCAGCCUUUUUCAGUGAUAAAGGGUAAUUUUGGAAUACAAGAUUCAUUGACGGAUUCCAUUCUGGAUUCCAAACGGAAAAUUACUUCAGUCUACCAAAUACGGCAACUUCAAGUGGAACAAGCUGAUGGUAUGCUUGCAUGCUUCCGGGGAACAGUGGAGAUAGUUAGCAUGCUUACUGGGGGCAGAGGGGUAGUCGUGUUACGUUCAGUGAAACAAGUAAUUAUCUGAUUAUUACAAGUUCAACCAGUGGAAGCACAUCGAAACACUAUCUCCUGCAAUAAAUAAAUGUUUAUUAUGAUUAUUUAAUAUCGAACCAAAACCACCACUAUCUUAACAUGUUAUUGGGUUGUGACGAGAAGAUGAUCCGGGUAUGAAAUGUUGUUAUAUGGUAAUUGACUUUCUAUUGC